UUCCCUGUAUCCCCCGGCCCGGGUGUCAUCUUACACUCCUUAUAUAGCCUGGGAGCCGGGGACUGCUGGCAGCAGGACUGCAGCCUGUCCUCCUUCCGCCCGCUGCUGCUGCCGCCGCCGCCGCCGCCUUGGAUUCGUGACAUGGAGGAUUACAAAGUGACUUUGGAUGGACCGGCCCCAUGGGGCUUCCGCCUGCAGGGGGGCAAGGACUUUAACAUGCCCCUCUCCAUCUCCCGGCUGACACCAGGGGGAAAGGCUGAGUUGGCUGGAGUGAGUGUGGGGGACUGGAUGCUACAAAUUGAUGGCGAGAACACCACAAGCAUGACUCACAUUGAGGCCCAGAACAAGAUUCGAGCCUGCAGCAAUAAACUGAGCCUAAUUCUGAGCAGAUUCUUAACAGGAUUGAAUAAUCAGCAAAAGGGCGUGCUUUCUCCUGAUGCCCAAGGCGUGAAGUAUAACUUUGCACCGAGCACAGCUCUCAACAAAACCGCCCAGCCGUUUGGUGCUGGCACACCACCCCCAGACAACUCUCGGCCAGCUCAGGUCACCAAGCCAGUGACUUACAACCCCCCUCCGCCAGCCUAUACCACCAGCCCGACACCCCGAGCCCAGCAUCAGAACGGGCAAGAAAGGAGCAAUGUGAUGUCUAUCCCUGCCCAGGAUUGCACUGAUUUUCCAGCACCGCCCCCACCUCUCUCUGGGCCUGCAGUCCGCCCUCCUUGGACCACAGAUCCUUCCUUUGCUGAGCGCUAUGCUCCUGAUAAGACUACCACUGUAAUGACUAAGCAUACUCAGCCAGCAACCCUCACUCCUGCCCAGAACCGCAGUUCCAUUCUGCAGGCAGCUCAGCCCGCCUCUACUGGGGACAAAACGCCUAUCUGUUCUCAGUGCAACAAAGUCAUCCGAGGGCGGUACCUGCUGGCACUGGGGCGUUACUAUCACCCCGAGGAGUUUACUUGUUCACAGUGUCGCAAAGUGCUGGAGGAAGGAGGGUUCUUUGAGGAGAAGGGCUCCAUAUUCUGCCCACUCUGCUAUGAUGUCCGGUUUGCCCCCAACUGCGCAAAGUGUAAAAAGAAGAUUACAGGGGAGAUAAUGCACGCUUUGAAGAUGACAUGGCACGUUCAGUGUUUUACCUGUGCUUUCUGUAAGACACCCAUUCGUAACCGUGCCUUUUACAUGGAAGAGGGGCAGCCGUACUGUGAAAAAGAUUAUGAGAAGAUGUUUGGUACCAAGUGCCGUGGUUGCGAUUUUAAAAUUGAUGCUGGUGAUCGUUUCUUAGAAGCUCUGGGAUUCAGCUGGCAUGACACCUGCUUUGUGUGUGCGAUCUGCCAGACUAAUCUGGAAGGCAAGACGUUUUACUCCAAAAAAGAUAAGCCUCUCUGCAAGACCCAUGCCUUCUCCAACGUCUGAGCAGCCUCCCCGCCUGCACAGCCUCACAAACCUGCACACCUCAUCCACACCACAGCUGCCUGCAGCCUGCAUGGAGCAACCGAACAGAAGAGCCUCAUUGUCAUUCAUCUUAUUGGUGGCCUGCUACAUAAUUCAGCUAUGUGUUCAAAAGUGCCCCGGGGAUGGGGGGAUAUUGUAUUUCAUUACAGUUCAGCUUCCACCUGAAAUGUGACUUAAUUAUAACUUUAGGUGCUAAUCAGUUAUUCAGUAGAUGAGGCUUAAUCCUACAAACUGUUGUGUUUCUGAUAUGUUAUAUUUUGGAAUUAGAGAACAAAAGAACAAAGUUAUAGGAAAGCUCCAUGUAGCUGAAAAUAGUUCUAGUCUAGAUAACUUGUCAUAAAAAAUAAAUGUAGCAAAAAAAAAACUGGUUGCCAUGAGCACGGACACUUUGAAGCAGAGGACAACACCGUCACUUGAACCCGGCGUAUUUGCCGUUUAUACUUUUAGUCUGGGUUAUUUUUGUAUUUUUUUUUUUGUUGCUUUUCGUUUUAAUUCAGUAUUUUGAAGAAAGAGACGUCAGUCAGUGCUUCUAUUAUAAGACAUAGCUCAUAUUUACACUCCAUAGAGUACCUCAGCUGAGGCAGGUAACCAAGGCAUAAGCCAGAAGGGGACAUGACUGAGAGUUGGAACGUUUACAUACUUAGUGGAGAUCAUAGUUUACAAGUUAUGAGGUAGACAAAUUGAUACUGAAGGCGAUCCUAUAGAGGGGGACGUUUACAUAGGUCCAGUUUACAAUAUAUGUACACAAAGUACUAUUUUAAUUUGACUUUUUUGUAUAUAGAUAUAUAAUGUGUGUACAUUAUAUACGGAGGACUCCUGUUACAUUUUCAUGAUGCCAGGCAGAAAAGCAGUUAGCAUAGGGAAGAUAGAAGAGUCCAUGCGGUAGAAUGAGGUAACUGUGUAGAGUAACACCUCAGGAUGGUUUAGCACACCUAGAGGCCUUAUGGUUCCACAGUUAGAUAUCUCCUAAUUUGACAGUAGAUGCUAUUAGUAUGGAUGUACCGCACUUGCUCACACAGUGGGUUUGCAUCAGCUUUGAAAGCAGUGCAGUCAGGGCAGUCACGCCGCAUGUCUACUAUGUGGUAAGACCUUGGCAACCUAGGUAUAACGGAUUCCAGUGAUAACUAUGCAUGCCCCAUCCACACUGUUAUGUACACUAGAAGCAGUCCCAGUGCUGCGACCUUUAUUCUGUGUUACAGUGUAAGCUGUCUAGGCACGGUAAUUGUAAGACUCCAUUAUCCCUACAAAUUUGUAUACUUUACAAGCAGAACAAAUGCAGUCAGUGAACCCUUGCUGCACUGCUUGUAAAAUGGAUUCAGAAUGACUAUGUGAAUGAAAAGGAUUAGCGUUAGGCCAGUCCUUGGGAUACAGCUAUCAGAUUUUCUGUGACCUUAGUGCAUACUUCAGGGAGCUAAAAUUACAGAUAGUUAUUUGGCCUUCCUGUUUAAUUUAUAUAUUCAAUUCCAUUUGCUUCCAGCAUCAUCAUCAUUGGAAGGACCCUGUGCACUUGGUGCAUCCCUACAUAUAACACUGAAGAAACAGUAUAAAUGUUUCUUCUGAUAAAUCCAUUUCAGUGAGGUAUUCUCCAGUGGUAGCUACUGAACUGCACACUCUGUACUCACCUGUGUGCCUGUGCUACAAUAGGAAUGUUUACAUCAUUGUAAUGAUGAUGCAAAGUUUCACCUGAAUGAUGUGCUGUGAAUCGCUUACUUUUAUCUCCAAGAUCUCACUUCUUUCACUCUGCUUUAAUGUAAUGCACAUUAAUAAAUGCUUCUUCAUUGAUGGGCGAAGAUA
Molecule: messenger RNA, 3243 nt
Organism: Pseudophryne corroboree (corroboree frog)
Lineage: Eukaryota; Metazoa; Chordata; Amphibia; Anura; Myobatrachidae
Product: PDZ and LIM domain protein 7-like
Exons: 11
Coding region: 142-1410 (422 amino acids)
Biological process (GO): heart development; actin cytoskeleton organization; muscle structure development
Cellular component (GO): stress fiber; filamentous actin; Z disc
Molecular function (GO): actin binding; muscle alpha-actinin binding
Source: RefSeq, a predicted model, not a curated record